Molecule: messenger RNA, 959 nt
Organism: Mangifera indica (mango)
Lineage: Eukaryota; Viridiplantae; Streptophyta; Magnoliopsida; Sapindales; Anacardiaceae
Product: transcription factor MYB87-like
Exons: 3
Coding region: 128-892 (254 amino acids)
Source: RefSeq, a predicted model, not a curated record
GACAGAAAUCAUUAUUUAUCUUGAGUCAAGACGAAGUCAAUUCUUAAAUGUUCUUAUCUAUAUAUAUAAUAUAUUUUACUUUUCUCUUGUAGUCGCAGCAUAGAAGUUUAGAAAAAUUAAGCUACAGAUGGGAAGAGCUCCGUGUUGUGACAAAGCGAACGUGAAAAGAGGUCCAUGGUCUCCUGAAGAAGAUGCCAUUCUUAAGAAUUUUCUGGAAAAGCAUGGAGCUGGUGGCAACUGGAUUGCUUUGCCUCAUAAAGCUGGACUGAAGCGCUGUGGAAAGAGCUGUCGUCUGCGGUGGCUGAAUUAUCUGAGACCAGAUAUUAAGCAUGGUGGAUUUACUGAGGAAGAAGACAGCAUCAUAUGCACUCUUUACAGUACCAUAGGAAGUAGGUGGUCUUUUAUAGCUUCCCAACUACCAGGACGAACAGACAAUGAUAUAAAAAACUACUGGAAUACCAAGUUGAAGAAGAAGCUAUCGGCAGCCAACGGUGGUAUAAUCUCAAACAAUUCCACACAAAUUUCUGCCACAAUUCCUGAAGAUGAAUCCUUUCAUUAUGGGAAUGCAAGUUCCUCUGCAUUGGCUGGUACAACAGGCAUGGCUUGGCAGCAGCAAAAUCCUGAGCAUCAAGGGAUUUUUUUGGACUCAUCAACUGAUCAAGCUCCAUUUCCAGGGCUCAUGUCAUCAGCCCAAGAAGCUUCGACUGUUUCUAUCUCAGAAAGCAACUCUGCCGUCUCGUGGUCGGCCAAUGGAAAUGUUGAAGACUCAGGAAUUAAUCUACAAAAUUUUGGCUUCGAUUCACCUUAUCAACAACUUGUAAAUGAGUUUGGUUUUCAGACUCCAACUAGCCAUGAAGUUGCUCAAGAUUUAUGUGAUUAUCCCCUAAAUUAGAAGUUAACUGUCUAACAUUUUACUAAUCAAUGCACAAUAUGGGCACUAUCUGUUUUGCCUUUAUGGA